UAAUAACGAGCCGCGGCAGAAGCAACAAACUCUUGCAGUUGCAGCAGCGGCAGGCUGACACAGAAGCUAAGCCAAGCUACGCGCAGAACGACAAGAGAGUCAGAGAGGACGCGCCGCGCGUUAACGUUCUUGGAAGAGACCGACCGAGAGAGAGAGAUGAGGUCGAGGGUGGCGCUGGAGCCGCUGGCGGAGGAGCCCGGCGGCGGCGAGGACGACGCGGCGCGGCGGCGGCGGUCCGGCCUCCACGCGGCGCUGCACCGGUGGGCGCGCCUCCUGUCCGGCGCCGGCACCGGGGACGACGGCCGGCCCGCCGCCGACCUCCGCGUCCUCCUCUCCGUCCUCGCCUGCCCGCUCUCCCCCGUCCCCAUCCUCCCGCGCCUCCCCAAACACGUGGCGUCGUCGGCGCAGUACAUAAUCGAGCAGUUCAGGGCGACGACGGGGUGCGGGAAGACGGCGGCCAAGAGCAUGUACGCGGCCGGGAAGGUGCGGCUGGCGAUGCUGCAGGAGCCCGCCGGCGGAUCAUCAGCAUCAGGAGGAGGCCAUGGGCGCCACCACGAGGGGAGCUUCGUGGUCUGGCAGCUCGCGCCGGCCAUGUGGCUCGUCGAGAUGGCCGUGGCCGGCCACAGCAUCGCCGCCGGCAGCGACGGCCGCGUCGCCUGGCGCCGCACCCCCUGGCUCGGCGCCCACGCCGCCCGCGGCGGCUCCCGCCCCCUCCGCCGCGCCCUCCAGGGGCUGGACCCGGUGAUGAUCGCGUCCAUCUUCUCGACGGCGGAGCACGCGGGGGAGAAGGUGGUGGACGGGGAGGACUGCUUCGUGCUGCGGCUGGACGUGGGGCCCUCGACGCUGUCGAGCUGGAGCGACGGCACGGCGGAGGUGAUCCGGCACGCGCUGACGGGGUACUUCAGCCAGCGGAGCGGGCUGCUGGCACGGAUCGAGGACUCGCAGCUCACCCGGAUCCAGUCCUCCCCCGGCGCCCCCGCCAUGUACUGGGAGACCACCAUCGCCUCCACGCUGGCCGACUACCGCCACGUCGAGGGCCACGGCGGCGUCCACGUCUGCGUGGCGCACUCCGGCCGGUCCACGGCCCACCUGGCGCGGUUCGGCGUCGGCGUGCGCGCCGCCAGGGUGGUGACGCGGAUGGAGGAGGCGUGGACCAUCGAUGACGUGGCGUUCGACGUGCCCGGGCUCGGGCCCGACGCGUUCAUCCCGCCCGAGGAGGUCAGGCGGAGCCGCUGCUACGACGACGCCGCGCGAAAGUGAAAAAGGACUCUCAACCCAGUGUAAAACAAUGUGGUAGGGCUUAAUUUAGUUUCGUUUCGUGACCGUACGUAUGUCUUGUCUCAGUCAACCCCGUUUUGUUUGUGAGUGCUGCGGCAACGACUGGAAAUCGCACGAUGUACAUAUGUGUGUACACCAUCUGAGUUACUACCUGAGAAGAAGAAAAAAGGUUCACACAGCUUUUAUAUACGCACCAGUGAGAUUUUGGUUUUAUGUAAAAGAAAAUGUGAGUGCUGUUUUCUAGAUGGAGUACAAAGCCGGCCAAAUUUGAUACA
Brachypodium distachyon (stiff brome) is the source of this 1553-nucleotide messenger RNA. RefSeq lists its product as uncharacterized. The transcript has 3 exons. The record is from RefSeq and is a predicted model, not a curated record. Lineage: Eukaryota; Viridiplantae; Streptophyta; Magnoliopsida; Poales; Poaceae. Bases 157 to 1260 code for a protein of 367 amino acids.